Medicago truncatula (barrel medic) is the source of this 3794-nucleotide messenger RNA. RefSeq names its product protein WHAT'S THIS FACTOR 1 homolog, chloroplastic. Gene Ontology annotation, molecular function: RNA binding. The coding region runs from base 291 to 1466 and encodes 391 amino acids. The transcript is spliced from 3 exons. NCBI's taxonomy places the organism in Eukaryota, Viridiplantae, Streptophyta, Magnoliopsida, Fabales, Fabaceae. The record is from RefSeq and is a predicted model, not a curated record.
UUCAAUUCGUGUUCGUUGAGACAAUGCAUGCAAUAGGUAAACAAACUCUGACAAAAAAAAAAAAUCAAUGUCUGGAUUAAAAUUUAGCAUUCAACAUUAAAUAAAUCGUUUCAGGCAGCCAUCUCCUCCGCCUGCAAACCUCUGCUUCUUCUGCCGCCGCCCUGGUAAUACUCCAUCAUUGAUCUCUACUACUCAUCUGAACCACAUUCAUCUUCCAAAAACGCUUCCGUUCUACUGUCAUUGUCGCUGCAGAUAUUGUGAACAAAAUAAGCCCCAGACCAGCUAAAGACAUGUUCUCCAAGACCAAAAUCAACACUUUUUUCUGCUACUACCUCAACAACAAUUUCAACCUUUACAAUCACACAAGAUCUAUAUCCAGUCUCAAAGUUGUAUGGCGCAAGGAUCCAUCACUAGACCAAGCCAUAGAGCAAGAUAAACGCUUCAAACAAUGUUUCCGCGUCGUCAAAGAAGUUCUCAACGAACCAGGUCAAGUUAUUCCUUUACGCUACCUCGAAAAACGCCGUCAAAGGAUGCGACUCAAGGUUAAAAUCGACACCUUUUUGAAUCAAAACCCUUUUUUAUUCGAUGUCUACUAUGAUCGCAUCAAGCCCAAAACCAAGCCCGUUAAAUUUCUUCGUGUCAGCGAUCAUCUUCUUCAGUUUCUGGAGGAAGAGAAACGAAUUUAUAAGGAGAAUGAACCGUUAAUUGUUUCCAAGUUGUGUAAAUUGUUGAUGAUGUCAAAGGAUAAGGUUGUUAGUGCUGAUAAAUUGCUUCAUGUGAAGAGGGAAUUUGGUUUCCCUAAUGAUUUUUUGGUUGAUUUGGUUCCUAGGUAUCCGGAAUAUUUUAGGUUAACUGGUUUACCCGGCGAGGGAAAAUCUUUUCUUGAGUUGGUUAAUUGGAAUCCUGAGUUUGCGAAAUCUGUUGUUGAGAAAAGGGCUGAAGAAGAAAGUAGUGCUACUGGGAUUAGGGUUAGGCCUAGUUUCAAUGUAAAGCUUCCUCCAGGAUUUGUGUUGAAGAAGGAGAUGCGGGAGUGGAUUAGGGAUUGGAUGGAGCUUGAUUAUGUAUCUCCUUAUGAGGACGUUUCUCAUUUUGAGCAAUCCUCAAGAGAAAUGGAGAAGAGGUCUGUUGGGGUGUUUCAUGAAUUGCUUUCUCUUUCUUUGUAUAAGAGGAUUCCUGUGCCGAUUCUUGGAAAGUUUUGUGAUGAGUAUAGGUUUUCGAAUGCUUUUUCAAGCGCUUUUACAAGGCAUUCUGGUAUAUUCUAUCUCUCGUUGAAAGGUGGGAUUGAAACUGCAAUGCUGAGAGAAGCAUAUGAAGGGGAUAAGUUGAUUCACAUUGAUCCACUGCUUCAGAUAAAAGAUAGAUUUGCUGAGUUGCUGAACGAGGGUUGGCGGCUAAGAGCGGAGCAGUUGAAAUUGAAACAAGAGAAAAUUAAGCAAGAUAUGGAACUUGUGGCCACAAGUUACUGAAUAAUAAUGUACAAUCGGCGUGUGUAUAUAUAUCAAGAGCUUUCAAGUUGGAAAUUUCUCUAGACAAAAAAGCUUGAUCAUUGCUGGAAUGCACUUCUAUCAUAAACUUGCCCUUGGCGAUGAACUGAACUGUCUAACUAUGCACUUUACCAACAUAUGAAAUAAAUGCGUGAAAAAUUACAGAAGUUAGGCUAACAAGGAGGUUGUGAGUGGACUUAAAAUUUGUGUUUGUCUAACUCAUUGUGUUUUGGAAUUUUGGAAUUUAAUGGUGCUCCAAAAUUCAAAUAAUCCUUUUGGUAUCAGACCAGUCCUGCAUUGAAGUUCAAAUAUGAAAAACACUGAAUUUCUGUUGAAGACAUGUGAUGUUGGAUUUCCUCUUAUAAUUCAAAGUGAAAGAAACGCACACUUACCUGCAAACUAUGGAUGAAAUGAGCUGCAUUGUCGGAUGAUGACGGAGUUCUGCAUCCAAAUCAUCCUAGAGCAGUAAUGAAGUAUUUACUUCUAAAAACAUUGGGAACAGGCUGAGAAAAGGUGUAAAUACCUUAAAUUUGCCAUGGCAGCAUGAAUGUUAAUUUUAGAAAGCUGGUGUACCCAUGGCUUCUUAGUUCUUACUUCCAUUUGUAGAUUCUAAAACAUUUACAAUUUUUUAUUUUCGAUAUAAUGUGACGGUAUGUAUUAUCAAUUUUUUUUUUUUUGAUAGAGUAUUAUCAAUUUUGAUUUACAACGGAAUAAAAUUUGAAAUAUUUUUUGUGUGUCCAUGCCUCAAUCUUUGUUGAAGUUAUUGGAAUGUUGAAGUACUAUAGACAUUGUGAAAGCCAUGUAAAAUAUCAUCAAAACUCUGUUUAUGUGGUUACUGUUGAGUGGGUGGGUAAAGCACGAUUUUUUUUUUUUAAAAACCAAACUAGGGACUGGGGAAUUAUUAUUAAUUAAAGUAGCACCAAUGGUCAGUUUUACGAUCGUCUAUGAGGGGAUUUAGACUUUGUUCUUGAGGUUAUUAAGUCAAAUUUUUACCAUUGAGCUGACAUCUCACAGAUAAGACGUGAGCAGCAAAAACAAAGACCUAUUUUUUGAAGGAUCUAAAGUUUAUUUGUUUUCAUUAGAUAUUUGUGUCUCUCACCCUAUGUCGUCUAAUAUAUGGGACUUUUGCUGGAAAAGUCCUUAAGUUGUUUUCCACUCAUGUAAAAUAUAGGUUUCAUUAAUUUGCACUAAUCUGAUACACACAUUUCCACACUUCUCAACAUUGUUAAAAAUGUUGUUCAAAAUAUUGUUCAGGAACAAUGUUGGUGGCUUGAACCCCAAUUUAGUAUAGUUUGUUCUUACCUACAAAGUCAUCACACAAAAUGGAUGAGAAAUGCAAGCAAGCAAUGCCUGACCUCAUUCUCAUGGUAGUUACAUUUUAUAUAUUAGCAAUUCACCUGAUCAACAACCUACUGGAAACAAGUUAAUGAAUUUGUAAGUAUUUAAGCAAUUCUACUUCUAAGGAGCUAGUGUGAUCAUUUUUACUUUCAUGUUCAAAUAUAUUGGCAUAAGAGGAAGAAACUAGAAAGAGACACAAUAUGAAGAGAGUCAAUGUUUUUAAAUCACUAACUCUGGUUCUUACAUUUCUUGCAUUUGCGCCGAAAAUGGAGAGCGAGAUCAUACCACCAGUUAUUCACCUGCCACCACCAGCCCUUCGUCCACUUUGUGCACCCCAACUAGCACUAGUAAGCUAUGCUUGUGGAAUGUUACCUUACACUCCAGGAUCACCAUCUUCUCCGAUCCUACCUCCACUCUCUCCUUCAUCCUCCAAUGACGGUGGGGGACACCAGAGUCAUCACAACCACCACCACAGGCACGGCCAUAGACAUCGACAUCACGAUACCACGCAAGAAGAUAACUGUUGCCGGUGGGCUAGAGCAUUGGACAGCCGAUGUGUGUGUGAGAUUUUAGUCAGGUUGCCUCCUUUUCUCAUAAGACCUCUGCAUACUUACUCAGUCGUCUUUGGAGAAUCUUGUACGGUCACUUACUCAUGUGGUGGACCAAUAUGAUGGACAAAAUUACGAAUGGUGAUGCCCCAAAAAAGUGUAGUGGUGGAAAGAAUCUGAUUUGUUUCUGGUAUUGUAAGUUGAAGUUGUGGUUAUCUUUUCUGAUUCAUAGCCUUGUUAUUUAGCUAGCUGUUGUUGAUUGUUUGACUUAAUUUACAAUUCUUGUGUGGUCAUAAGUUGGAGAAAAACGAAGUGAGCUGUAGCACUCACAUAAAAUAUAGUUGUAGGUUUUGUAGCUUGAUGGAAGUAUACUUAUCUAUAUAAAAAUAUAUUUUACUUAUUGAAAUUCAUAUUUAAUAUAUUA